Molecule: messenger RNA, 354 nt
Organism: Metarhizium album ARSEF 1941
Lineage: Eukaryota; Fungi; Ascomycota; Sordariomycetes; Hypocreales; Clavicipitaceae
Exons: 1
Coding region: 1-354 (117 amino acids)
Source: RefSeq, a predicted model, not a curated record
AUGUCCUCGGCGAACACCGCCGGGCCCUCGCCAACAUCUUACUCCUCGUCCUCGUCGCCCUCGGAAACCCCGUCACGCCAAUCACCGAGCCCCGGCGGCCGCGCGCUCCCCGCCCCCGGCGACAACUCGGCGACGACCCUCGACGUCUCCGGGCACGGCACGACGGUCAAGCUGGACCACUUGGGCCCUCUUGUCGUCAACGUGGACGGCACCGUGUCCCGCAUUUCGAACUGGCCGGAAAUGGGCGACGUCGAGAAGCAGAACACCCUAAGGGUACUAGGGAGACGGAACAAGCAGCGGCUGGCAGCCUUGAGGGCGGCCGGCGACAAAACGACGAGCAAGCAGGACUCGUGA